CCAAAUUAUAUGUCAAUAUUGUUUAUGACGAUCAGUGUGCAUUCGGGGCACUUGGAGUGCAGAUCGUUGUCGGAUAUUUAAUAAUUAACUAAAUACAAUUUUUAUAAUUCAUAAAAUAAAAAAAAAAUAACUUUUAAGAUGCUGUUUCUUAACACUCGGGACGCUUUCACAGCGGAAGAGUUGUUUAAAGUAAAACAAUUACGUCAGCUGGUGGAAAAAUCUGAUGAGUUGCAGGUAGGAACGGAUGAGACAUUUCUGACGAAAUUCCUGCACUACACACACUGGGAUACAUUUAAGGCCUAUCAGGCUAUACACGCUUACUACGACUUCAAGCUUAAGCAUCCAACAUGGAUGGCUCACCAUCCCGUAGACCAUUAUACCAAAGUUUUUUAUGCAACGAAUUGUCGCUUCAUAAUGCAGCAGACAGAUAAGAACGGACGUGUUCUAGUCAUCUUUAAAACUGUAGAUGCAUUUCAACAAUUUCCUGAUUAUCUGCAGCAUUUGAUUGAAAUGGAUGAUCUAAUUUUUGAAUCGUUGUUAAUGUUACCACGUGUGCAACAGAACGGCAUAACAGUAAUUUGUGAUCUACAGGGUACUACACGUAACUUUCUGCGUCAAUUCUCACCCAGCUUCAUGAGGAUCGUCAAUGAGAAAAACGGGAUUUUGCCCUUUAGUCAGCGUAUUGUGCACAUCAUUCAGCGUGGAUUUCUUAUGCAUGUGACGUCGUCUCUAUUUCUUCCUUUUAUGAAUAAAGAGUUCAAGGAACGCAUUUUCACACAUGAUGGUCGACAUCUGAACAAAUUACGGGAAAUGGUUGGCUUUGAUAGUUUACCCGCGGAAUACGGUGGUCCUGCUUCAAAUGUGCUGGAUACGAAUCUUUUGCUGAAUCAUUUGAUCCAAAAUUCGGAAUACCUCGAGAAAAUGCAGCAUUAUAAUAAACGUGUAGCAUAAACCAAAUAAUAAAAUGUUGUUAGAAUAUUAACUGCAUGACUUCAA
This is a messenger RNA of Drosophila innubila, 996 nucleotides long. Its product is annotated as retinaldehyde-binding protein 1. Lineage: Eukaryota; Metazoa; Arthropoda; Insecta; Diptera; Drosophilidae. The record is from RefSeq and is a predicted model, not a curated record. The transcript has 4 exons. The coding region runs from base 139 to 951 and encodes 270 amino acids. Gene Ontology annotation, cellular component: membrane. Gene Ontology annotation, molecular function: phosphatidylinositol bisphosphate binding.